AUGUUAGAAACUGUUACAGAAUAUUUGGAAUUAUUAAAAGAAACAAUAAUUCCUGUUGUUGCUAAAGCGGAUGAUGAAGAUCCAGUAGAUGAACAAGAAGCCGAAGAAGAGGAGGAGGAUGAAGGGGAAGAGGAAGAAGAAGAGGAGGAGGAGGAGGAGGAAGACGAAGAUGAACUACAUGAUCAAUUUGAUGAAUUAAGAAACGAACUAAAGGAAACCGAAAAGGGUCAAAGAUUAUUGAAAGCAUAUUCAGAUUGUAGUGAAAGGGUAAGGAUAGAACAACAAAGACCAGAUUAUGAUGAUCUUGACCAUAAAGAAGAUUGUAUCGAAGAAUUCUUCCAUUUACAGCAUUACCUUGACAGUACGGCUGCUCCAAGAUUAUUUGACAAAUUGAAAUGA
Naumovozyma dairenensis CBS 421 is the source of this 399-nucleotide messenger RNA. RefSeq names its product ubiquinol--cytochrome-c reductase subunit 6 (gene QCR6). Gene Ontology annotation, biological process: mitochondrial electron transport, ubiquinol to cytochrome c. The record is from RefSeq and is a predicted model, not a curated record. The transcript has a single exon. Lineage: Eukaryota; Fungi; Ascomycota; Saccharomycetes; Saccharomycetales; Saccharomycetaceae. Bases 1 to 399 code for a protein of 132 amino acids.